This is a messenger RNA of Cuscuta campestris, 1174 nucleotides long. The record is from the annotation of a GenBank genome assembly. NCBI's taxonomy places the organism in Eukaryota, Viridiplantae, Streptophyta, Magnoliopsida, Solanales, Convolvulaceae.
UACUAGAAAUAUUUUCUAUAAGAAAUAUACAAGAUUAUUAUUAUCCCAAUUUUAAUCUUUAUAUUUUAUACUACUAUAAUCUUUACUAGCAUAAAGAUUGUGGUAGACUCCGGCGUUGUUCGUGUGUCAAAGUUGGAGACCGGACGCUUGAACGGUUACGUUUGCACUUUCAACGCUCUUCCUACGACUUCUUCGUUUUUACCGCUUACGGAUAAAGAAAGCUCAGAAUCAAUAUCGAGGGUUAUUGAUUUGUUAAAAAUAGUGGGAGAUAAUUAAUUAAAGGCCUAAUUAAUUAUUAAACAUGAUAGAUAACCUAUUUUGCAAAAUUUUCUGUAGAUGGCAAACAACAACAACCCUUUCAACCUGCGUUACAUCCAGGAAAACAACAAGUUAUCCGGGACCAACUUUCUUGACUGGGAGAUGAACCUCCGAAUCGUUCUUAACUGUGAGAGGAAACUCUACAUCCUCGAAACGGAUCCUCCCAAGACCCCUGAUGCUAAUGCUCAUGCGUUCAAACUCACUUCCUUCAAGAAGUAUGAGGACGACGCGCGAGAUGUAAAGUGUAUCAUUAUGGCCAGUAUGACCGCGGAGCUCCAAAGGCUCCACGCGGACAUGGAAGUGCGUCCUAUGAUACAAUGCUUAAGAGACCUUUACCAGGGUCAGCCCCAAAACUCAGGAAUUUACGUUAUCAAAGUCAAUAUGUCUAAUAUCACCUCUUGGGUGAUGGAUACUGGAUGUGGUUCUCACAUCUCAGCACACACACUCAACAGAGUUCCAUCUAAAGCUGUCGAGAGCACACCAUACGAACUAUGGCGUGGGAGAAAACCGAGUUUCNCGAGGAGGUGAAUACUUAAGCCUGGAGUUCGAUGACUAUCUGAAAGAGCAUGGGAUCUUAUCCCAACUCACUCCUCCGGGGACACCUCAGUUAAAUGGAGUGUCUGAGAGGAGAAAUCGGACUUUGCUAGACAUGGUCCGGAGCAUGAUUAGUCUGACAACAUUGCCAGAAUCAUUUUGGGGAUAUGCAUUGAAAACAGCAGCACACACACUCAACAGAGUUCCAUCUAAAGCUGUCGAGAGAACACCAUACGAACUAUGGCGUGGGAGAAAACCGAGUUUCUCGUACUUUAAGAUUUGGGGCUGUGAAGCUUAUGUAUAGUAAAACGUCUCAUGACGU